UUCAGCUCCGUUGACCGAGGGGUGUGUGUGGAGACAGUCGAAGUGAGGGACUAGCGUGCUAAGCCAAUAGGAAGAGCGGUUAUUGGCAGGCGGAGUUGCGUUGGCUGGAGGCUUUCUGUGGCUGCUGGUGCAAUCGUGCAGGAAGGGGCCUGAAGCAGCUGACAUCAGUCUCACCACCACCAUUUGAUGCAAACAGCAACCUUGUGAGAUGCCAUGGAUUAUGACCAUGUUGUACAAAUAGUGGAUGCUAUUAUGGAGAUGGAGCUUCCAGGGAAUCAACCCAGAGGAAAACAGAAAGUAUAGUUUAAAAUGAUUCUUGGACAAGUUGCAUAACCGAGGCACGGCUAUGUUGCGAGAUACCAUGGGAAAGACUUUUCGUCUUCUUGGGUACACCAUUCAGUAUGGCUGCGUAGCUCAUUGUGCUUUUGAAUAUCUUGGUGGAAUUGUUGUGUGUUCAGGACCUUCAAUGAAGCCUACAAUUCAAAACUCAGAUAUUGUCAUUUCAGAGAAUCUCAGCUGCCAUUUUUAUUCCAUUCAGAAAGGUGAUAUUGUCAUUGCAAAAAACCCAAGUGAUCCAAAAUCAAAUAUCUGUAAAAGGGUAAUUGGCUUGGAAGGAGAUAAAGUCUGUACAAGCGAUCCCUCAGAUGUUAUUAAGAUUCACAGUUAUGUACCUAAAGGACACGUUUGGUUAGAAGGUGAUAAUCUCAGAAAUUCUACCGACUCCAGGUGUUACGGUCCUGUUCCAUAUGGGUUGAUAAAAGGACGUAUUUGCUUUAAGCUGUGGCCUCUGACUGAUUUUGGACUUCUACGUGCAAGCCCCAAUAGUAAUAGGAUUUGUAAGGACUGAAUGAAUUAUGCUCAUCUGAGUUCUCCUACAGCCUUAAAAACACCCUCCAUAAAGAUACUUUAUAUACAAUAAAAAUUGUGCAGUUAAGAUGCAACUUGUUUAAAA
Molecule: messenger RNA, 952 nt
Organism: Heteronotia binoei (common prickly gecko)
Lineage: Eukaryota; Metazoa; Chordata; Lepidosauria; Squamata; Gekkonidae
Gene: IMMP1L
Product: inner mitochondrial membrane peptidase subunit 1
Exons: 8
Coding region: 347-847 (166 amino acids)
Cellular component (GO): mitochondrial inner membrane peptidase complex; membrane
Molecular function (GO): serine-type endopeptidase activity
Source: RefSeq, a predicted model, not a curated record